AGCCGGAGGUAACGAGCAGCACUUGAACGCAGCAUCAGGCUCCAGCUUGCUCACACACGGACACACAAGCAGCCAGCAGCGUGUGUUUGGCCAAACUAAAGUGUGCUGCGGCUGUGUGAACGGUAUUACACACGCGCCAAACAAACUGACAUGGAGGUGAUGUUUCUGGGACCGGACCGCGGUGAGAGAGCCGACCGGAGGAUGUAACGGCAGCUCCAGGGCCGUUGGGACCGCACGAGGAAGACAGAAUACAAAAGGAACCGCCGAGAAGAGGAGGCGAUGGUGGGAAGAGCAGCAGCAGCAGCAGCAGCAGCAGCAGCAGCAGCGGGAGCGGGCUUCACAUAGACCCGAGCUUCAGUUUUCUGAAAUCAUCAUUAACUUUGAAACUGGGCUGUAAAUGCAAGAAAGUCCUCCAGCAUGUCGGAUCCAAGUCACUGGUCUGCGGUGCCAAACCAGAACAAGUCCCAAUUUGUUCCGGGAGCUUUGCUGAAGCGCUCUAAAAGCUGUCGCAGCAGCAACAGGAAGAGCCUCGGUGUCGGGACGCCGUCACCCACACUGUCCCGGCCGCUCUCCCCGCUCUCACUCCACACUGCUGCGAGCAGCCCUCUGGACAGCCCUCGAAAUGUGUCAACCAGUACCUGCCUCAACUUUCCAUUUGCCCGAAGUCACUUGGCUCGUGCCGACAGAGCUGAGGGCCGGAGAUGGUCCCUGGCAUCCCUCCCCUCGUCUGGCUAUGGAACCAACCCGCCGAGCUCCACCGUCUCGUCCUCCUCAUCCUCCCAGGAGCGUCUUCACCAGCUUCCCUACCAGCCGACUCAAGAUGAGCUGCACUUCCUCUUCAAACACUUCCGCAGCACAGACAGCAUGACCGACGAGGAUGGGCGGCCUUCAACGGUCAUACGACCACGUUCUCGGAGCCUCAGCCCCGGGCGAUCCAGCGUCUCCUUUGAUAAUGAGAUUGUCAUGAUGAACCAUGUUUACAGAGAACGUUUUCCAAAGGCCACAGCCCAGAUGGAGGAGCGCUUGUUUGAGAUUAUCACCCACUGCUCUCCAGACAGCUCCCUCCCGUUGGCUGACGGGGUGCUGGGCUUCAUCCAGCACCAGUUGGUCGAGCUGGUUAGAGACUGUCUGGACAAGUCCCAGACAGGCCUGGUUACCUCCCGCUACUUUGCUGAGCUGCAGGAGAAGCUAGAGAAGCUGCUUCACGAGGCAUACGAGCGUUCUGAAAGCGAGGAGGUAUCCGUCAUCAUCCAGCUGGUGAGGAAGAUCCUCAUCAUAAUCUCUCGGCCUGCUCGCCUCCUAGAGUGUCUGGAGUUUGACCCGGAAGAGUUUUAUCACCUACUUGAGGCAGCAGAGGGUCACGCCAAAGUCGGGCAAGGAAUCAAGACGGACAUCCCGCGCUACAUCAUCAGCCAGCUGGGUCUGACACGGAACCCAUUAGAAGACAUGGUACAGCUUGAACAGUAUGAGGCCAAUGCUUCAGUGUCAGUGGAACCAGAUGGUAAUGUGGAGAGUAAAGCCCCACAGAUGCUGACACCGACUCGAAGGAAACCUUUUGAGAGUGAUUUUGAUACUAUCAAACUCAUCAGUAAUGGAGCUUAUGGGGCCGUGUAUCUGGUCCGUCACAAGGAGACCCGCCAACGGUUUGCCAUGAAAAAGAUAAAUCGUCAGAACCUGGUCCUGAGGAACCAGAUCCAGCAGGCUUUUGUGGAGCGAGACAUCCUGACUUUUGCCGAGAACCCCUUUGUUGUCUCCAUGUUCUGCUCUUUUGAGACACGACGUCACCUCUGCAUGGUCAUGGAGUACGUGGAAGGUGGAGAUUGUGCGAACUUGCUCAAGAACAUGGGCCCACUGCCUGUAGAAAUGACAAGGUUGUACUUUGCUGAAACAGUCCUGGCCCUGGAGUACCUUCACAACUAUGGUAUUGUGCAUCGGGAUCUGAAACCUGACAAUUUGUUGAUAACAUCCAUGGGCCACAUCAAGCUGACAGACUUCGGCCUGUCUAAAAUUGGCCUGAUGAACAUGACCACCAACCUGUACGAGGGUCACAUGGAGAAAGACACAAGAGAGUUUAUAGACAAACAGGUGUGUGGCACUCCAGAGUACAUUGCCCCGGAGGUGAUCCUCAGGCAGGGCUAUGGGAAGCCAGUGGACUGGUGGGCGAUGGGGGUCAUCCUAUAUGAAUUCCUGGUCGGCUGUGUUCCGUUCUUUGGUGACACACCCGAAGAGCUUUUUGGACAAGUUGUCAGUGAUGAAAUCAUUUGGCCAGAAGGAGACGAUGCCUUACCUGUUGAUGCCCAGGAUCUGAUCACCCGCUUGCUCAGACAGAGUCCUUUAGACCGACUAGGAACUGGCGGAGCCCCCGAGGUCAAACACCACCCCUUCUUCCUGGGUUUGGACUGGAAUGGACUCCUGAGACAGAAAGCUGAAUUCAUCCCUCAGCUGGAGGCGGAGGACGACACCAGCUACUUUGACACUCGUUCAGAACGUUACCAUCAUUUGGCAUCUGACGAGGAUGAGGAAACUAAUGAUGAAGAGUCUUCCUUGGAAAUCAGACAGUUUUCUUCCUGGUCGCAUCGCUUUAGCAAGGUGUACAGCAGCACAGAACAUCUGGCAACGCCGUCCAACCUCAGCUUCUCCUCCGACCGCAGCCACAGCGAGGACAAGGAGGACCGCGGGGACAUGGGAGGACUCAGCUCCUCCCCGAGCCCAGCAGAGGGCAGACAUGCCAGACGCAUGGCCAGCCUUCGCCCUCGGGCCUCCUCCAGCUCCUCCCAGUCCGAGAGGAGCACCAGUCCUCUGGUGAUGAGCAGCACCCACAGCCUGGAGACGAUGCCCCGCUUUGCCCUCUCCACUGAUGAUGAAGCUGAGGUGGUUGUGUCAAACCUUCAGAGGAUCAGGAUUCGCAGCAACAGCACCGGGGCCAAACACUCGUCCCCCAACGAUCUGGUCGGCCCUCGGCGCUUUGGUAACCAGCUGGAGACGCCGGACAGACAGAGGCUUCCCUGUGGAGGAAAGGUUCCCAAGUCGGCCUCUGUCUCAGCCCUGUCUCUCAUCAUCACUACAGACGACUCGCCCGGCGGCCUCCAGCCCAGUCCCAUCUCCCCACGCUCUUUGUCCUCCAACCCUUCGUCCCGUGACUCCUCCCCCAACCGGGACCUUUCGCUCAGCCCCGGCAGCCUGAAGCCUCCCAUUGUCAUCCACACCUCGGGGAAGAAGUUUGGCUUCACCCUGCAGGCCAUCCGGGUCUACAUGGGCGACAGCGAUGUCUACACGGUGCAUCACAUGGUGUCGAGUGUGGAGGAGGGUAGCCCGGCUCACCAGGCAGGUCUCUGCACUGGAGACCUCAUCACCCACGUGAACGGAGAGUCUGUCCAAGGCCUGGUCCACCCUGAGAUGAUAGAACUGCUACUGAAGAGUGGCAGCAAGGUGACGCUUCAGACCAUAGCGCUUGAGAACACGUCAAUCAAAGUGGGUCCAGCUCGUAAGAUCAAACACAAAGGCAAGAUGGCUCGUCGCAGCAAGAAGAGCAAGAGGAGAGAUAAUUACGACAGGCGACGAAGCAUCUUGAAGAAGCUGUCCAAGCAGACCACAGUGAUGCACAGCAGUCGCAGCUUCAACUCAGGUCUCCACCACUCAGUUUCCUCCAGCGAGAGUCUCCCAGGCUCCCCGACCCACAGCCUCUCCCCCGGCCCCUCUACACCCUGCCGGAGCCCCGCACCCGACCAUCAGGCCUUUGACAAUAACUCUCCUCAGAGCACAUCUCCUUGCUCCAGCUCUCCCAGUUCCCCCGCUGCACACAUUCGGCCCAGCUCUCUCCACGGCCUGGGCUCCAAACUCAGCACACAGCGCUACACCAAGGUGGGCCGCCGGAAGUCAACCAGCAACAUCCCCCCCUCGCCCCUGGCCUGCAACUCCUCCUCAUCCUCCACCCAACCUCUUUCUCCACAGCGCUCUCCCUCUCCAAUGUCAGGCUUCGCCAAAACCCUUCACGCCUACCACGGCAAAGCCCUGUCCCCGCCCACCAUCGUUAGACACAUUGUCCGGCCCCGCAGCGCCGAGCCACCUCGAUCUCCUCUCCUGAAGAGGGUACAGUCAGCUGAGAAGCUGUCUGGUGUGUAUCAUGCUGAUAAGAAGUCGUACACCCCCCGCAGGCACACGCUGGAAGUACCGUUUUACUGUGAAGGGGACCUGCUGGGUGACUCGGAGGCAGAGGGUGCCUCUGGAGGCUCCCACUUUGGGGCCGAUCUCAGCAGGCUAGGGGGAUACAUCGGCAGCCAGAGGCUGAGGGAUUCUGGGAUUGAACGCUCGGAGCAGCUGGUCGUGAUGCGAAAGCUCAACCUAUCCGAGCGGCGAGACUCCUUUAAGAAACAGGAGGCGGUGCAGGAGGUGAGCUUUGACGAGCCGGAGGAGAAAACCAGCACCCCAGUUACAGAGACCCCCACAGCUCCAGCAGCCCAAACACAUCAGCAGCAUCACAGGACGGCCUGGAUGCUCACUCGACCCCAAACCAGCGUGGAGGUGGAGCCGGAAGUGCCGGUGGUGAGGAGGUUCACACUGGUGCCCCAGAUCGCCGUACAGGGCUCAACGGAGAGCGAGCAGGAUGAGUGGGAGCCGUGUUCAGAUGGAGAGGAAACCAACGAGACACCCGAGCUGGAGGUGGGCAUCACUUCAUCUCAGCCACAACAGGCAGGACGUCCUCUUGGUGACACCAGCUGCAGCCAGGCAGCAGAAACCACCUCCACUGGUCCUCAGGUUGGACCAUCUACAGAGAAGUCUGAGUGCAGAGAGGGAUCUCCACAAAAAGGGCAUCUGAGAAAGUGACAACUCACCACUGCACUCAUUUCAACUGCUCAUGUCUUUUUUUCUUUUAAGUCUUUGAAAGUUGCAAACGCAUUUAAGAAACUUGUCUGGCUGAGAGAGAGUAGGAGAAGAUUUUACUUGAAUUUUCUAGACGUAAAUAUUUGCCUCAAGGCAUUUCAGACAUUGUGGUCUUAUUUAUUACAUUUGUAAACUAUGAUGAGUUAGUAACGGGGGAAAGGGGGAAGUUUGAACAGCCAGGGCUCAACAGUUUUGUAUCCAUGAAAUGUGUAUUUUUUUUUUUUUGUCUUUUGACUGGAUUGUUUUUUGUAUAAAUGUCUAUUUUUUAAAUAAAUUGUCGUAGUACAGAAUA
Molecule: messenger RNA, 5173 nt
Organism: Perca fluviatilis (European perch)
Lineage: Eukaryota; Metazoa; Chordata; Actinopteri; Perciformes; Percidae
Gene: mast3b
Product: microtubule associated serine/threonine kinase 3b
Exons: 27
Coding region: 418-4824 (1468 amino acids)
Biological process (GO): peptidyl-serine phosphorylation; intracellular signal transduction
Molecular function (GO): ATP binding; protein serine/threonine kinase activity; protein binding
Source: RefSeq, a predicted model, not a curated record